UGUCAAAACGAAGACAACCUAAUACUUAAUUACGUAGAACGAAACGUGUAUUCCUUAUUCGCGAACAGUGUUUCGCAAUACAUUUUAGUUUUUCUUUGAAAGUUUUGUAUUUAACCAUGUUAUCGAGCCUAAGGUUUGGAGUUUUAGGCGCGUGGCGUACUUCGGCUAGGGCUCUGCAGACGUCCUCCACCCUGCAACAUGAUAGUUUAUUCGUGCAUAGAGAUACACCAGAGGAUAACCCUAAUAUCCCUUUUGAAUUUACGCCGGCGAAUCAGAAGCGCAUUGAUGCCCUCCUAGCAAUUUACCCAGAGGGUCACAAGAGAGGAGCAAUGAUACCCUUAUUGGACCUGGCACAGCGUCAGAAUGGAGGCUGGUUACCCAUCUCGGCGAUGCACAAAGUUGCUGAAGUCUUAAACCUACCACGCAUGAGGGUGUAUGAGGUUGCCACUUUUUACACAAUGUUCAUUAGACGACCAAUUGGAAAAUAUCACAUGCAAGUGUGUACAACAACACCAUGCUGGCUGCGAGGUUCUGAUGCCAUCCUAGAAGCGAUCAAAGCAGCCACCAACUGUGAUGUUGGUGGUAACAGUCCAUGUGGAAAGUUCUCCAUUUCAGAGGUAGAGUGCUUAGGAGCAUGUGUGAAUGCACCAAUGGUCCAGGUUAAUGAUGAUUACUAUGAGGACCUGACAGUAGACGAUGCAAAGGAAAUUGUCGAAAAACUAAAGAAAGAUGAGAAACCUAAGGCUGGACCCAGGAGCGGUCGUUUUGCGGCAGAACCACUUGGCGGGUUGACAUCCCUCACUGAAGAACCUACAGGUCCCGGCUUCGGAUUACAGGACGGCCUCAAGUCAUAAGCGAAAUCUUUGUUUUGUUAAUUUUAUUAUAAUAGGAAAUAUUUAAAUAAAUCAUGUUAGAUAAUUA
Molecule: messenger RNA, 921 nt
Organism: Achroia grisella
Lineage: Eukaryota; Metazoa; Arthropoda; Insecta; Lepidoptera; Pyralidae
Gene: ND-24
Product: NADH dehydrogenase [ubiquinone] flavoprotein 2, mitochondrial
Exons: 7
Coding region: 117-854 (245 amino acids)
Biological process (GO): mitochondrial electron transport, NADH to ubiquinone
Molecular function (GO): NADH dehydrogenase activity
Source: RefSeq, a predicted model, not a curated record